CAUUUAUUUAAGUGUACUAUUUAAUUUAAUUAAGAUUUAGAACUUCAAUUUGGUUAAAGUCUCUUUAUUUCAAAUUAAACGGCGAGUCGUAAUGAGAAUCGAAAGCCUAGGGUUUUUGAUCGGCAAAUAUAGUUAGGAAAUUAAUUUAAUUAUUAUUAGGGUUUUGGAAAUGAUCCCUGAGUUCCCAGGUUCAAUCAAGGUUUGCGAGUUUUCGGUUGGUGCGCGUUUUCGGCUCUACAGCUAAAAUUAAAAAUAAAUAAGGGAUAGAGGGUCUAUAUUGAAAUAGUUCAAAAGUAAGGGUCCAAAUAAAAUUACAAAGGUCAGGGGCUUCAUAGUUAAAUAAUUAAUAUUAGCGUGUAAAAAUAAUUACUAAACUAUCGGGGUCAAUUUGGUUUUGUACGGGUUUAUUCGCAAUGCAUCUUCGAUUCUAGGGUUAAAUCUGUGAAUAAACAAAGAACUAAAGGUUUUAUUAUAAUAGCUCAAAAUUUAGGGACUUAAUAGGGUUAGCAAAAGUUAGGGGUCUCACAAAAUAUCCGAAAUCUUUGCGUAUACAAUCUAUAGUAAUAAAAAAAUAUUUAUUUGGAGCUAUUUUUUGCAUCCAUUUUUGCUUCUUGCUCUGCCCUACAAAUUUUGGUUAAUUUGUCCAUUGUUCCUUCAUUUUGAUUUGACUUGUAACUUGUCAACAUUUCUUGAAAUGUAAACAUUCCAUUAAUUUUUGUGUGGAUGGGUCUGAAAUUUUAGGCCACAUGACCCCUAAUCCAAUAUAAGCUCUUCUAAUCCUUUGAAAUGGACAUCAAAUUGGAAUUCAAAUAGGUUAUUAUGAUUUGUUUUGGGGCUGUGGCUAUAUAUAUCCUUUUUGUGUUUUUUUUUUUUUUUUAUCAACUCCGAAAUCUUUGCUUAUACAGUCAAUAAUAGUAAUAAUAAAAAUUAAAAAAAAAGUUUGGAGCUGUUAUUUGGCAUCCAUUUUUGCUUGUUGUUCAGGUAUUGUUCAUACCCGGUUCUAUACAUGUUUAUAUGUAAUUUUUUUUGUAAUGUUUUUUUUAAUCAUCUCCACUUGUUGCUUACCAUCUCUUCUGUCUUCAAAAUGGUUGUUUGACAAAAUGGCUAUAGGCUAGGAUUUCAAUGUUUUUUGCAGGGUUAUUUUUUCUAUUCAUACCCUGUUUUAUAUAAGGUUUUUCAUAUCCUAUUUGAUGGCACAUGUUUUCAUAUCCUUCAUUUGUUCCAUUAUAACAGAACUUGCUAACACAACAAAAGAUGUCUAUAACAAAAGUUUCACACCCAUUGAUAUGUUAUUGUUAUGCUUCUCAUAUCCCGAAAAAGUCAUGAAAGAUACCAUGGCCUUGAUUAUGUCAACUGCCACGUCAACACAACCAGCCUCUAUGUGUGCUUGUGGCUACGGGCACUAUAUUGUCAAGAUUUCUCAUUCUGCAAAAAACCCAAAUCGUGCAUACUACCAAUGCCCUUAUGGAGUAGUGAGUACAAACACCUUGAAUGUUUAUUUUUCUUUUAAAACCAUCACUAAUACAUUUUUUAACCUCAGCCAUGUCUCAAUUGGAUUGGGUGGUGUGAUGAAUAUGGGGCCUCCCCGAGUAUGACAAAGACAAUGUCACUCAUUUUGAGGCUAGUUUCAUUGACAUUGAACAGAUUCAGCGUGUAUUUAAAGUAGUGACAUGUGUUUUGUGCAUCAUCGUCGUUAUAUUAGUGUUCCGUAUGUGAUAUAUGUGACCAUAGUGCUACCCUUACCCUAUUACAAAUUGUGGCCACCCUAUUUUGUGGGCAAUACACUUCUAUGUUAUGUUUAUAAAUGUCUCUUUAUCAUAUGUUCCCCCUCCCUGUGUGUUUUGUUACAAAAAAUUUUGUUGCCUAUUGUCCAUUAAAAAAAAAUUUCUUGUUGAUAAUUAUCCUCUGUACCAGAUUUGACACACGUGUCACUGUUUAGGUUCAAAUGUUCAUGUCUUGUUUCUUGAAUUUUUUUGUUCUAGUUGUAUUGUGUGUAUAAAUAUAUUUACUUCAUCCCAUUGCACGCAAAAAUUAUAGUCGCAUGGCAUCAAAUUGAUCCUCCACUCAUAUCCCUUCCAAAAAAUGGAAAGGACAACAAUGUUAUCAUAAAGCUAUUUGGGAUAGGGAGUCCACACAGAUCUUCUUGCAACUUGUACUUAAAGAAAUAGAGGCAGGUAACAGGCCACACAUAGCAAUCACACAAAACUGCUAGCGAUCUUUAUUCAGGACUUUUGAGGCAGCAAUUGGGAGGCUGCAUGAUAUCAAACAAAUCAAAAACAAGUAUAAUCAACUGAAGAAGGAAUGGCGUACAUGGUCAAAGUUCAUGGAUUGCUGGAAAGGGCCAACUGGAAUUGGGUUUGACCAAUUGACUGGGUUGUUCAAUGCAUCUUCUGAUUGGUGGGCAAAAGUGGAGAAGAUUGACAAAGAAUGUUGCAAGUUCAUAACAAAAACCCUGGAGCACCCAAAGUUGAUGGAGAGCGUCUUCAGAGGGGUUGUGGCAACGAGGAAAUACGCAUCGACGCCAGGCGAGACUCGCAGCGAAUUAGAGCUGGAAGGGCAGCCCAAGAGUCCUACAGAUUCCAGGGAUAGUAAUGAAUUUGCAGUUUAUGGUCGUCCUAGAAGUUCAGAAACGGAAAACAUGAUGAACUCUGCCAGCAUCAAAGCCGAAGGCAGUGGAAGCAAACAGAAGCAUUCAUCAUGCAAAACUAUGCAAAACAAGCACAUAACCGGGGAUACAGCUUUGGUGAGCAGCAUAGAUGACUUGGUGAAUUCCGUGAAAACACAAAGCAAGGAACUAACCAUUAACCAGGUCAUCAGCAUGCAUGGUUACACUAUUGCGGAGGCUAUUGCAAGGCAUUACGCAAUUAAGGGACUUAACCCCACCGAUCCACUCCUUCAUUUCGGGGUCAGGCUGAUAGACAUUCUGAAUAAUUGGGAACUGCGUAUGAGUAUUUCCACGGACCAAGACAUUCUCGAGUGGGUACAGGCAAAGAAAGCUGACAAAGCCAGCAGUGGGGGUCCAACCCUUCUGAGUUUGCUGCAUAACAAAGGCAUUCGGUUUUAAAUCGUUACAAGCAACAAUCAACAAUAGGAUUGUUGCUUGUAACGAUGUUAUGCGUUGUAGCCGGCUUUCUUUAGGUUGAACAAUUGUGUAUGUUUCAGUGUUUUUUUUUUUUUGGGUCUUUUACUUGGGUAUUUUCGUUGGAUCGGCUUCAAAACAAUGGGACAUGGAUGUGCUUCAUUUUC
This is a messenger RNA of Camellia sinensis, 3246 nucleotides long. NCBI's taxonomy places the organism in Eukaryota, Viridiplantae, Streptophyta, Magnoliopsida, Ericales, Theaceae. The record is from RefSeq and is a predicted model, not a curated record.